This is a messenger RNA of Podarcis muralis (Common wall lizard), 1793 nucleotides long. RefSeq names its product C-type lectin domain containing 11A (gene CLEC11A). Gene Ontology annotation, molecular function: growth factor activity. Gene Ontology annotation, biological process: ossification. NCBI's taxonomy places the organism in Eukaryota, Metazoa, Chordata, Lepidosauria, Squamata, Lacertidae. The record is from RefSeq and is a predicted model, not a curated record.
CCCUCCCCCCAUUUCUGCCCCAGCCAUCGCCUGAGUGGGCAGACAUCGCGUGAAAUCCAAGAAAGAGGGAAAAGAAGGAGAGAGAGGGAGACAGAUCCAGUACGUUCUUGAGUUCAUUGGGUGGGAGAUUCGGGAUAACUGACCUCUCGCCCUCCCCCAGCAAGUCCCGGUUAGAGAGAGACAGCGCCAUGGAGAUUUGGCCUCUGAUGCAGCUGCUGCUAUUGGGGUUGCUGCUGGGGGCGGCUCGGGGACAGAGGGAUGAGCUGAGCUCUGAGGAGGAAAGAAGAGCCCUGAUGCUGAAGCACCUGCAAGAGGUUCUGGAGCUCUCAGAAACAACCGGAGAGGAGGCUGCGCAGGAGGUCACCCUAACUGAGGUGGGGGACCCAGCUGGCAAGGAGAUCUUAGAGGAAAAUGCAGAGGAGGAGGAACCCGUAGAAGAGCCUCCCCGUACCACACAGCUGUCCCCAACCACAGCACCCCCGGCUCAGCAGGAGGAAGAGGAUGACUUCACCUAUGUGUUCUCCCGCUUGAACAGCCUGGAUGCAGCCGUCCACCGCCUCAAUGUGCAGUUCCACCUCAUGGACGUGAAGGUCUCCCAGUUCUCUCAAGGCCUGGCUGAACUGAAGGGGAGCGUGACGGAGGCUCACGAGUCGCUCGACUCCUUGAAAGAAGUCGCCACCCGCAACCAGAAAGAGCUCGGAAAAAUCGAUGGUUGCUUGCGAGGCCGCCGGACCCACGGCAAAUGCUUCCUGAUCUUCAAGAACUUCGAGGUCUACGACGCGGCGCAAAAACUGUGCGAGCUCAGGGGAGGGAACCUGGCCAUGCCAGCAGACGCCACUGAGCUGGCCAUCCUGCGCCGCUACCUCUACGACGCCUUCCAGCCUAACAACUGGCCUGUCUGGGUGGGCAUCAACGACAGGCGCUCAGAAGGGCUGUGGCUCUUCGAGAACGGGCAGCGCGUGUCCGUCUUCGACUGGUACCGCGACUUCCUGGUGACUCAACCCAACGGUGGCGCCCGGGAGAAUUGCGUGUCCCUCAGCUCAGACGACGGAAAAUGGUGGGACAAUGACUGCGAGCGGCGGAUGUAUUACAUCUGCGAGUACCGCCUCUAGGGGGGGCAGCUGUCUCAGGUCCAGUCUCAGGUGCGCAUGGUCGCCAUAGAUAUCCUUCCGCUUGCAGUGCAAUGGUUAGCAGGUCUGGGCUAUGUGGAGCUACAGCCUCUGGAAGGCAGUGCGCUCUGUCCCAUUUUUCGCACCCCCAACCUUACCCCAAGGCACGCACCACACACUCUUACUGGUGGUCAAAACAUCCCACUUAUUUUGUAGCCCCCACACCAUAAUAAAAAGCACCUUGCCACCUCAGAGGAGGAAAUGCUGUGUCUUGCAAACAGGAAUUUCCAUGUCCCUAGUGUCCCAACCCCCCCAGAAAAAGAGGUGCCAGAACUCACCACGAACACUUCCCUCGUUCUUUAAGAAUGGCAAUGGAGAGGUGCACAUUCCAGCUGACAAAAAAGCCCGCAUGUCCCAGAGUUUUGCUUUUUCUGCUGCAUGGCGAUUUGGCAAUUGUAAUUCUAACAGGAUCUCUUGGGUACUAAAAUGUUUUUAAGGGGCCUGGCGUGCAGUACACCUCAAAGUGUGGGUGGGGAUUUUUUUAUUGCUGAAAUUGUGGCGCUGUCCCUGAAACCUGUUCAUGGGCCUAGUCAGGAUUUAUGUUACGAGGGUCAGGGCACCCACCCGUCAUGCUCCUCUGUCUGGUUCUGUCUAGCAGAUUCAGAAUGAAAUGUCUCAACAACA